AUGGUUUGUGCUCCUCCUCUCUCAGGAUCAGUUCCUCCAUACUACAGGGAGGUGUAUGACGCCAUCCGGAGUAAGAUAGAUGAACGGGUGCAGGUGGAGGUCUUCCAGAGGUUGCUCAGCAGGACAGAUCUUCCCAGUGCUGUGCAGGGCCAGGUGAACACAAAACGUUUGCUUUACUUGUCACAGCUAUGAUUAGAAUGCCCACCAAAUGUGGAAAGGAAGUUUGUGGUUUGGUUUUUUAGGCUCAUGUUUUUGUUGUUAUGACACAGAAGCACAGACUGGCUUGUUAUGUAUUAGGGUUUUCUAUCCGCUUCCCUUCUUGGAACUCCAAGAAAAGUGAACAAGACAUUCUUCAGAAUAGGAUGUAGACACUAGACAGAAAAUACUUGAAAAACAUCUAGCGCUCUUUGAUACAAACCAUUCAACUCUAUCCAAAGACCCUCUCAAGCCUAUAUUUGUUUUACCACUAAGUACUAAGGGGGUAAUUACAAUACUAGUUCCAACACCAGUUAUUAGUAAGGGUGUUUUCUCCAAACUAUCUCCUUGCUGCCUUUUAAUUAGUGGUAUUUGCUUCAGGAAAGCUUACUCGAAAGUGAUGGUAUUUGAGGGGAUGACGUUUAAAGGUUGUGUUAUUAAGUGCACAUGGACAUGGAAAAUAUAAUGUGUUACACAUUAUCCAUGGAAACACUUCAUAGAUGUAUUUCAGCUGAGGCCUCAUGGUUCAGUUUGAUGUGUCUUACUGUAAUAUAUCAUUACUAAAGUGUUUUCUGCAUUUUCUUCUCAACCACUGCUGGAUUUAGACCUUGGAUUGAGCAACGACCUUUUAAGAGAGUCAUAUUAUGUCCUUGUCUUUUCCAGAUUGCUGAGCAUGUUGACUACACUGAUGGAUUCUUAAGCAAGUUGUCCCUCUAUAAAGCACUGGCGUUGAUUGCACUUGCUCAGCAAGGAAAGCAACCAAGCCCGAAACUCUUGGAGAACUGCAUACAAGGUAAGCCUUUGAACUAGUUGUUUUCAAGUGAGGACACCGUCGAAAAUGUGUAGCUUAAUGAGUAGCUUGACUGUUUAGUAUCUAAGGUCAAGAACCCUUAUGACUCCUAUAAGUUCAGUUCACUAUAUAUUUAUUGUGUGAAGUUGAAUAUGCAUGUGACAAGCUAAAGUACACAUUGCAUUUGCACACAAAGCAAGCAAGUGUGCUGUGCCAAAAAGGUGGUCCUAGUUUUAUCAUAGUGUGUUGUAUGUGUUGGCCGGUUUCCUCUAACCUCUGGGCAUUGCGUCCGGGAAUACACCAGCUCCCCUCCCAUGUCUCUGUAAAAGACAUGGCUCACAACCUUUCCCUGCCCUUUCUUUCCUCUAGAACAGCUCUGUGAAAAUCACAAUGAAAGUUACAGGAAUAACUCUUCCCUCUCUCUCAUGUACACUUGUAUUUCUUGAUUAUAUAAAUCAAUUUACUUUCACAUUCUGCGGCUAGGUUUUUGUUACAGUGUACAGUACCAUUAAGUUGGAGAGGAGGAUGAGUCUUUGAUUUUUCAGAGGUAGCCAUUACUCCGAACGCAGCCCUGAGUUAGAGCUCUGUUCCAAAGCUCAUAUGAUUAUUUAGGGCCCUCUGUGUUAUUUCAGGUGCUGCCAAUAUGGCAGCUGACUGCUUUCUGUGAAACUGAUGUCAUGUUUUCUCUGCUGAGCUAUGGUAGAACUGGUUUCCUGGUUGUUGUAGGAAGUUGAUUAACUCUGCUCAUACCUCUCUGUGAAAUGUGCAAGGAGGAUUGAAUUCAGGAUCACAUUAAUCACACCCUCAUCACUGUUGUUUGAAAGACUAAAGAGACGUUUGAGUUUAGGAUAGAGGCAUUUGUGCUUUCUGAUGGCGUCAAGUCUAGUUUCCUCAAUAUUACGAAAGGUGUACCGCAGAGGUCGGAAUUGGGACCUGUUCUCUUUACUAUUUACAGUGGGGAAAAGUAUUUAGUCAGCCACCAAUUGUGCAAGUUCUCCCACUUAAAAAGAUGAGAGAGGCCUGUAAUUUUCAUCAUAGGUACACGUCAACUAUGACAGACAAAAUGAGAAAAAAAAACCCAGAAAAUCACAUUGUAGGAUUUUUAAUGAAUUUAUUUGCAAAUUAUGGUGGAAAAUAAGUAUUUGGUCAAUAACAAAAGUUUCUCAAUACUUUGUUAUAUACCCUUUGUUGGCAAUGACACAGGUCAAACGUUUUCUGUAAGUCUUCACAAGGUUUUCACACACUGUUGCUGGUAUUUUGGCCCAUUCCUCCAUGCAGAUCUCCUCUAGAGCAGUGAUGUUUUGGGGCUGUCGCUGGGCAACACGGGCUUUCAACUCCCUCCAAAGAUUUUCUAUGGGGUUGAGAUCUGGAUACUGGCUAGGCUACUCCAGGACCUUGAAAUGCUUCUUACGAAGCCACUCCUUCGUUGCCCGGGCGGUGUGUUUGGGAUCAUUGUCAUGCUGAAAGACCCAGUCACGUUUCAUCUUCAAUGCCCUUGCUGAUGGAAGGAGGUUUUCACUCAAAAUCUCACGAUACAUGGCCCCAUUUAUUCUUUCCUUUACACGGAUCAGUCGUCCUGGUCCCUUUGCAGAAAAACAGCCCCAAAGCAUGAUGUUUCCACCCCCAUGCUUCACAGUAGGUAUGGUGUUCUUUGGAUGCAACUCAGCAUUCUUUGUCCUCCAAACACGACGAGUUGAGUUUUUACCAAAAAGUUCUAUUUUGGUUUCAUCUGACCAUAUGACAUUCUCCCAAUCCUCUUCUGGAUCAUCCAAAUGCACUCGAGCAAACUUCAGACGGGCCUGGACAUGUACUGGCUUAAGCAGGGGGACACGUCUGGCACUGUAGGAUUUGAGUCCCUGGCUUUGUUACUUUGGCCCCAGCUCUCUGCAGGUCAUUCACUAGGUCCCCCCGUGUGGUUCUGGGAUUUUUGCUCACUGUUCUUGUGAUCAUUUUGACCCCACGGGGUGAGAUCUUGCGUGGAGCUCCAGAUCGAGGGAGAUUAUCAGUGGUCUUGUAUGUCUUCCAUUUCCUAAUAAUUGCUCCCACUGUUGCUUUCUUCAAACCAAGCUGCUUACCUAUUGCAGAUUCAGUCUUCCCAGCCUGGUGCAGGUCUACCAUUUUGUUUCUGGUGUCCUUUGACAGCUCUUUGGUCUUGGCCAUAGUGGAGUUUGGAGUGUGACUGUUUGAGGUUGUGGACAGGUGUCUUUUAUACUGAUAACAAGUUCAAACAGGUGCCAUUAAUACAGGUAACGAGUGGAGGACAGAGGAGCCUCUUAAAGAAGAAGUUACAGGUCUGUGAGAGCCAGAAAUCUUGCUUGUUUGUAGGUGACCAAAUACUUAUUUUCCACCAUAAUUUACAAAUAAAUUCAUAAAAAAUCCUACAAUGUGAUUUUCUGGAAAUUUUUUCCUCAAUUUGUCUGUCAUAGUUGACGUGUACCUAUGAUGAAAAUUACAGGCCUCUCUCAUCUUUUUAAGUGGGAGAACUUGCACAAUUGGUGGCUGACUAAAUACUUUUUUCCCCACUGUAUAUACAGUGCCGUGAAAAAGUAUCUGCCCCCUUUCUAAUUUUCUCUACUUUUGCAUAUUCUUUAUACUUAAUGUUAUCAGAUCUUUAACAAAAACCUAACUUAGAUAAAGGGAACCUGAGUGAACAAAUAACACUACAAUUACAUAUUUAUUUCAUAAAUAAAGUUAUGCAACACCCAAUGCCCCUGUGUGAAAAAGUAAUUGCCCCCUUACACUCAAUAACUGGUUGUGCCACCUUUAGCACAACCAUGAACCAAACGCUUCCUGUAGUUGUUGAUCAGUCUCUCAUGUCGCUGUGGAGGAAUUUUGGCCCACUCUUCCAUGCAGAACUGCUGUAACUCAGCGACAUUUGUGGGUUUUCAAGCAUGAACUGCUUGUUUCAAGUCCUGCCACAACAUCUCAAUUGGGAUUAGGUCUGGACUUUGACUAGGCCAUUCCUAAACUUAAAAUGUGUUGCUUUUUAGCCAUUUUUAUGUAGACUUGAUUGUGUGUUUUGGAUCAUUGUCUUGCUGCAUGGUCCAGCUGCGCUUCAGCUCACAGACGGAUGGCCUGAUAUUCUCCUGUAGAAUUCUCUGAUACAGAGCAGAAUUCAUGGUUCCUUCUAUUACGGGAUGUCGUCCAGGUCCUGAGGCAGCAAAGCAUCCCCAAACCAUCACACUACCACCACCAUGCUUGACCGUUGGUUUGAGGUUCUUACUGGGGAAUGCAGUGUUUGGUUUUCGCCAGGCAUAAUGGGUCCCAUGUUGUCCAAAAAGUUAUACUUUUGAAUCAUCUUUUGAAACAAUCAUAGAACAUUCUUGCAAGAAUCUUGAUGAUCAUCCAGGUGCUUUUUGGCAAACUUGAGUCAACUUUUUGGACGACAUGGGUGCCAUUAUGCUUGGCAAAAACCAAACACUGCAUUCCACAGUUGACCAAGCUAUGUUAGAGCUGCGAUCAGAUUUUGUUGCAUUACAGAAAGCCCUUGUUGAUUUAAAACUUGUACUUAAUGCGGGCAAAACUAAAUAUAUGUUGUUCUCUAAGAUGAGCUGCAUAUCCACUAAUUGGAUGGUUCUCUCACCGCCUAUAAAUAUCGGAGCGUUUGGAUUGAUAAAAAUCUAACGUUUAAAAAACAUACUGAUUAGCUAGUUAAAAAGCUAAGAUUUAAUGUGGGCUUCUUUUUUAGAAAUAUAUCUUGUCUCUCCAUGAACAGCAGGAAGCAGAUUGUGCAAUCAACUUUCCUGCCAGUUCUUGACUAUGGUGACACCAUUUACCAGACUGCAGUAGCCACUACUCUUAAAUCAUUGGAUGCCAUCUACCUUAGCAAGCUUCACUGACAGUUUUAAUACUCAUCACUGCAUCCUGUAUCAGAAGGUUGGCUGGACCUCACUAAAACCCUGUAGAUCACUUAAUUGCUCCCUUAUUCUUUACAAGGCUCUGCUCCACAAGUUUCCAACAUACCUCACUUCCCUGUUGAAAUAUUAAAAUAUAAGAUUCCAAUCCCGUUCUGAAGUUAACUCUUGAGGUCCCAGUUGUCUCCACAAAGUUUGGUAAAUUUGCUUUUAGUUUUAACGCACCACAGUAAUGGAAUACCUUACUAAACAAAUUACACCUGGAUUCCUUGGUGCCGAUAGGGCAGUUUUAAAACUCUGUUGUUAAAUGAGUUCACUGAAGUGUGCAGUUGUUUCAAUUGUCUAUUAUAACUUGUUGUAAUAAUCUUAUGUAAUGUAGUUUAUUUUUUAUCUUCUGUUGUUGUAUUGAUGACAUUUUUGUCCUCAAGGAUCCUUCAGAUACUUGAAUUCUCCCAUUCACAUAAGGGAGGUGAAAUGUCAAAUGUACACUGGAACAUGCUUGCUUUUCCCACACAACAUGGAUGUGUGUAGUAACAUUUUUAAAUUCAAACCUGCACUACAGGGAAUCAUAAAUGUUGUCUAAUAGUUGAAUACAGCUGGAUGUGUACACUUUGUCUGUGAGCAUAGCUGUGCUGAUUGCCUUCUAGAUAAAUAAGUAGAUGAGAGCAUUGGUUACUCAUGUUUGACUUGGUGUUUGUUUGAAAGAGUUCCCUAAGCCCCAACUUGGUGAGUUCAAGGACCUCCAGAAUCUGAGGAUGCAGCCAACUCAGGAGAGCCCCCUCACGGUGUCCCAGACCCUGGGCAAGCUGCUGGCCAGGGAUACAGUCCAGGUGGAGCUAAUUCCUGAGAAGAAGGGUCUGUUCCUCAAACACGUGGAGUACCAGAUCACCAGCCAGGUGAAGGCUGCAUUUAAUUAUAUAUGAUCGUAACAAAAAUGGGCUUCGUUAGAAGAAGGAAAUUAUUCAUAGAAAAGGUCAAGUACAUACUUUUACCAUGUAUUUAACUUUUUACUUUUACUAGGAAUUUUGAUCAUAACUCCAAAAAGCCAGUAAUUCACUCUGGCUCUAUUGCUGGCUCCUCAAUUAUUUCUGGAUUUUUGGCUUGGUGAAACGAAUGGCUUUAAUCCACGUUAUAAAGGGUCCAUCUAAGAAUUAAUGUAUACAUACUGUACAUUGCAUCGUUUACACUUGAUGCCUCAGCUGAACAGAGCUGGUGUUGUUUCUGUGCAGUGAGCAUUCACAAUCAGUAUGAACCAAAGCCAACGCAUGACAAACACAUCCAUUGUCAAUAUAUUUGUUGAAUUUACAACCCAAAGCAUUAUGUUAUUUUGUACAUCUCGGUUAUUCACUGAUAAUGUUUGUUUUAACUUUUGUAGCAUUUUAAGAUAUCAGUUUACCGGCGGUACAGUGAUUUCGAUGUCUUCCACGAGCUCCUGCUGCAGAGGUUUGCCUACAGAAUGGUGCCUGCACUGCCGCCUAAGAGAAUGCUGAAAGGAGGUAUAUAUAGGAUGUCAGUCAGAACAUUUGCUUAUUAGGAGGAGAGUGAGGCUUUGAUCUGUAGAUAAUAGUGUUCCAAUCUGCAUCAGAGCUGGGGUCCCGCUGCCCCAAGGGAACUCCAAUGGUAUUAAUCCAACUUCACUCCGUGUUCCUACAGCAGAUAUGAACUAUGUCUUUAUAUUAUCAUUAUUAAAUACAAAUGUUAUUACUUUAUGACUGUAUUCAGGGUUGGGCGAAUAACUUGAAAAAUGUAAUCCGUGACUGAUUACAGUUACAUGAUAAAUAAAGUAAUCAGUAAAGUAAUCCUUUGGAUUUCUCAAAAUUAGUAACCUAAUCUGAUUACAUUUGGAUUACUUUUGCAUUACUUUCACUUCUAACACCCAGACAUAUUUUUAAAAUGCUUAAAAAUAUAGCUUUUUUUUUUCUUUUUUUACAUGGGUAUUUCCAAGAAAUAAAUAGUUUAUUCUAACAUCAUGUUCAAGCACAAAUGCAUGAUUCCAGAUAUUUUUAUGUGCAACCUAAACCAGUGAUUGUCAUGAAUUUGGGGUUUGGCAACUAGGCAAUUGUUGUUAUUAUUUUACUAUGAAAAUAUGGUUCCAGAAUUUUCAUAUUUAUUUUGUUCAAUAGAUAAUUAUUUGUCUACAUCUUUUUGGGCACUAAUAUCAUAUAGGCUAAUUUAUUUGGGACUAAUUCCCCAACUGAGGAAGUGGUUAGCUAGAUUGCUAACUCAAAAUAUAGCCUAUUAUAAUCCCAGUUAUAUGUAAUCCGUUAUUACCCAACCCUGACUGUAUUACAUAAAACUGUAAGACAUCAUCUGUUCUCUUUUACGGAAGCAGAACAACUGAUUAUUUUGGCUCUUUAACUGACCUCUGUCUUUCUACAGUCCUGACCUCCAUGUCUGAGCGGGACUUUAUAGAGGGAAGGCGGCGUGCUCUGGCCCGGUUCAUCAACCUAGUGGCACGACACCCCUUCUUCUCAGAGGACGAACUGGUCAAGACCUUUCUCACCUUCAACGGCUCGGUAUGUCUCUGCUACUGAAAAGACCACCUUGCAUCAUCUCUGCUAGUUGUCUUCGCCAAGAUCACUUGUUAUUGGGUUUGCCACGUACUGCUCACACAACUUUACUCUCUCUCUCUCUCAGGACGUUCAAGUGAAAAUGCGUGAUGCUUGCAAGAAAAUGGGAGAUGAAUUCAUGACGAAUAGAAUGGCAACUCUGGCAAAGGUUUGUGUUGUUUCUAUUAUGAAAUACUUGAUCAAAUGACUUAGCUAUUUGAAAUCCUACUGAGAUGCAGCAGUGUGAGUCUUUGUACAUCUGUGCAAUAGGAAUAUCUACCAGCUGAUAUCCAGGCCCAGUUUUCAUCAAGCAGGGAACUGAUCAAGAAUAUCCACAACAGCUUUCACAAGCUGCGGGACCGGGCAGAGAAGAUGGCCGAGCGCUCCAAGGAAAACGCCACUGAUUUGCUAAUGUUUGGAAGGGAGCUCAGGUACAGAACUCAGCAUUUAAGGGCAUAAAGCGCUCUUUCUCUAUCGCCACUCUCUACACAAGUGUUUUGGCCCAAGGAAACGUAUUAUGUUAGCUAUCCCACCCAUACAACGUUUGUGGGGGGGGGGGUUUGGGGAAGAAAAUGUUGGCAAUUGUAAAGGAUUUGUUUUCUUUUCCUUUUCAUGGUUCUCACUUCAAAUCGUUUUUGUCAGCCGAGACACAGUACUGGUCCAGCUUCACUAGAUAUGCUUUCUGUUGCAGUACACUGGGCUCCGAUGGUUCACCCAUUCCCUCUCUGGCCUCAUCCCAAAGCACCUGGGGCAUUCUCCGUCAGUCUCUGAAAGGCCUUUCCGUGGAGUUUGCUCUGCUAGCCGACAAAGGUGCUCAGCAGGUACAAUCCAGCCCACUGUAUACAUACCACCUGCUCUACUGUGCUAUUGCCAAACUCUACCUGCGUGCAAAACAUAAUAAUUUAUUCAUUGAUAUCUUAAGGGGAGGAGAGAAGAGGAUGAUGUUGUGGAAAAACUGAAUCUAUUCUUGGAUUUACUGCAAUCAUACAGAGUAAGUUUGUUUGAGAAAUGAAAAAAUACAGUUACUGAAGAACUAUGGAACAACAUGUUAAUACAAUGUUACUAGUGUAAUUACAAAUUUACUACACAUGUAUAAGAGCAACUUAAUUUAGAGUGUUACCUAUAUAUCUUUGUCCCGUGUGGCUCAGUUGGUAGAGUCAUUUCUUACCCAGUGUGUGUGUGUUGUGUUGUGUUCCAUAGGAUCUGUGUGAGCGGCAUGAGAAGGGAGUAUUGCACGAGCACCAGAAAGCGCUGCAGAAGUAUGGUAUGAUGAAGAGGCAGAUGAUGAGUGCCACAGUGCAGCCCAAAGAGCAGGUGUCUGUGGAGCAACUGGAGUCUCGCAUUGUGCAGGUUUUCUUUCUCAUUCAUUCUGUCUUUCCCUUCCCCUUUCUUUCUCUCUCUCUCUCUCUCACUCUCUUUCACUCAGUGUGCUUGAAAAUGCUGUUCCUUCCUCAUUCACUCAGGGUUGUCACACGUCAAAUCAACACUGUUUUGACAUUAUUAAUACAGCUUUGUCAGCUUCAUAGCACCCCUGCCAACAUGAACACUAUUCAAUCUUCAUUAUGCUGAGACCAAACAUCACAGGCCAACCCAACCUCCCUCGGAGAGACUGUGUCCUCUCUGACAUUGAGAGGAAGGAGGGAACAGCAUUUUCUCAUAUGCCAUCAUUGGGGAGUUGAUUGAUACCCUGGUAUAAGGAUUGAUAUCCUGGUAUAUCCUACCACAUUUCUCAUACUAAACCAUCUUAGGACGAUAUUGCAUUUGACAGUUGGGCAUUUCAGCCUUUAGAAUGGAUCUCAUAUGUCAUGUUUUUCAACACACUGACUCCUACAGACAAGGCCAUGACAGCAUAGUCUUAUGAUCAAUGACUUUGUUCCUCUUGAUAACCAUCAUAUGGUUGUGGUUUGUGAAGUAAUGGUUUGUAUCCUCCCCUAACAGCAAGAGAACGCCAUUCAGACCAUGGAACUGCGGAACUACUUCUCCCUGUUCUGCCUUCACCAGGAGACUCAGCUCAUCUUCACUUACCUGCCCAUCACCUCUCACAUCCUGGGAGCCUUCGUCAACUCACAGGUCCAAGGACACCAAGAGGUGAGACUCACCUGGAAAUAUACAGUGUCAUGCAUGGAUUUCUAAGGAUUGAGUUGAAGCAGUAGAGGUCACAGUUCAUUAGGGGUGUGUGUGGAUUGUAACUAGAAUUGUAAUCUUUAAUAGAUACACAAUUAUAAGAUGAUCGUCUUGGAAUUUUGGUCAGAGGAUGCUUUCACUAUAACAGACUUUUUUGUUUGUUCGAUAACUAGAUGGGUGCAGUGUGGAAUGAUCUCCAGCCGAAGCUUGGGUGUCUCUUUGGUGUCAAUGGAAUGCAAUCCCCUCCUCUUACACCCAAGUAGACUCCCAUGCUCUCUCAACAAGCAAUGAAGAUGCUGCUUUGCAAGCCAAGAUACAGUCAAAGUCUCAGAAGGGACUGAUGGUGAACUGUUUUCAUAAAACCUUGAAAAACACUACAAACUGUGCCUUAAGUAACAGUGGUGUGGUGGAGGGUAAACGCAAGUAGCCUAAUGCAGUUUACUCACCUUUUUUUCUUUAUGGAACAGUUUAUCCACCUUUUGCAGAAAAAUGCAUUGAAGUAUAGGGAGUGUUACUUUUUUCUCUGCUACUGGUGAUCAGUUUACCCGCCUUUUUUUUUUUUACCACUGCAUCACUGAUUUCAAUGAAUGGAUGUGGUCUGCAGCUCAUGAUAUAUUAUACAGUAUGUGCAUCCUCAUUAGGGAUGUCACAGAGGUUGAUCAAAGGAGCUCAUUGGGAAGUGGAAGAGUGCUUUGAAGAAUGUGUGCUGCUGAUGCUGCACCAUCGUUGAUGCUGCUUUGCUGUACGAGAAGAGGACAAUAUUGCUUUCAUAAUUGAUAUACGGGGAACGUUUUGUUGAAAAGAAACCCACAAAAAGCUGGACCUUUCUGUGUUAUUUUGUAGCUCACUGCCUUUACCAUAUGAGGGACUUCUUACCUACACUUCUUGGAGGAUUAUUCAGCUAUGUUGAGGUAUAAUGUAGUGUCUUAUUGCAGGCAGACAAAUGUAAGAAUGUAUGUGCAUGUAAGAAAACACUAAUUAAGCUGAUUGAAGAUGUUGCCACACAGGGAAGAUGUGUUUCCUGGCCGCAGCCAGGGGGUGGCAAUAUACCCUUUGUGUUUAAAAUGACUAGUGUAAAUGUUUAAGAUGUUUAGAAAGAUUCUAAUCAGGGAACAGACUCAUUUCCAAAAGACAGGCAAUCCAAUAUAUAUUUAAGGAAAUGUAGUAGCAGCAUGCUAUUCAAUGGUUUGUUAUAAAGUACAACAUAGGUAUUAAUCAUCCUACUGACCACACUUGUGCAAUUGGGCUUGCUAGCUUGUUGUCUUUAACUUCAUGCAAAGGACUUCAGAUUCUUUGCUUCAAUCGAAUCUUAGUUGCAAUACUGUGAAAAGCUACUUCAGUUUCUACGCCUGAGCCAAGCAAGCUAUUAAGAGGAAGAAGAGGUUUGAUCAAAUUAAAAUAAUGUGUGAUUUAUGGCUGUUAUAACACUCCACGUGAACAUACCAAAGAAACAUGCUACAGUGCCACAUAGUCAUUAGUGUAAUUAUCAUGUAAUGUUUUAUUUCAGGUAGAAAUUAAAUGUGCUCUGUGUUAAUGCUUCUAACCUGUUUGCAAUGUUUCAGUUUCAAUUAAGAUAUGGUGGUUCAGUGUUUUCUCAAUGUAGAUUUAAAUAAAACUAGAUUGAAUAUUUUUCUUUGUGUAUGUAAUAUUCUGAUUUAUCUUGUCCGCUUUUUCAAGAACACACCCAAAGAUUUAUCUUGUCCUUUUAUUCAAAGGUAUACAUUACGAUUCCAUGUCUAAAGAAUAAGAUUGUUGGUAAAGUUUGUCAUUAUUUGAUCUGAUUAAAAGUUUAACCAGCAAUUUUUCACUAACAAUUGAAGGUUUACGUAACCACCCUCUUCUUGCAGGAUGGGCAAAUUGCAUGUGUUUUACACGUAAUUAAUGUACAUGAAUGAGGCUGUGUAAGAAAACAAAAUGUAUCCCUAUUACAACUGAGUAAUAUUAGAGAGCUCCGGGGCAAUACAUUGUUAUUCUAUGCAUUAUUUUUAGUCUUCUCUGUGGAACUGUUAAUUGGUUCCUCACAAGUUCGUAUUAUUAUGUCAUGAGCUUAUCUUUGGCAAGUCUCAGAUAAUAAGAGGAACAAAUGUUUUAUAUGAUCUUUGAGAAAGAAAAGCAGAAAUAGGUGAAGGAUGUAGAUACAGGAAAGUUUAACUAUUGUACAGUUUUAUGUUGAAUCUCACUUGACAUUAAAUAAAAGGUAUCAGAUACCAGCCUCAUUAUUACUCUUAUGGUACUAAAUUGAAUUAAACACGAUGUUGAACAAUCAAAAUCAUUGUCAUUCCAAUUUACCAUACCACCUUUUUGAGAAAGUAACAAAAGAGGUGCAUUCGCACAUACUUCAACAAUUUAAUAUAAACACAAUAGUAGAAUGGGAUACAUAUUGUUCUCAACUGGCCUACCUGGUUAAAU
Messenger RNA from Coregonus sp. 'balchen', 11921 nucleotides. The record is from the annotation of a GenBank genome assembly. NCBI's taxonomy places the organism in Eukaryota, Metazoa, Chordata, Actinopteri, Salmoniformes, Salmonidae.